Stylonychia lemnae is the source of this 384-nucleotide messenger RNA. The record is from the annotation of a GenBank genome assembly. Lineage: Eukaryota; Ciliophora; Spirotrichea; Sporadotrichida; Oxytrichidae.
AUGGCAGAAGAGUAUCAACCAAGAGAUAUUAAGGCAGAGGCUCAUUUCAACAAAAUCAUGACUUCCUCAGUCACUACUCCCUUCUAUCUUAGAUACAACUUAUCAUAGGAAAACCCAGAUCUUCCAAACUUCAAUUUUGGAAAGCAUUUUAAUCCAAGACUUGCAGAUGAGUCAGAAUACUUCUAAAGAUUAAAUAAAUUGAUGAGUUGUGUUCAAAAGAAUGUUGAUAAGGAACUUACUCCUGCUUAACAAGAUAAGGUCUGUGAGAAAGAAUUCAAAUAACUUAGAUUAGCUGCCUUCUCGAGAGACACUCUCUAUCAUAAUGUCAACAAGAGGCUAUUCCAAAAUGAACUCUCAGUCAUCAGAAACGAAUCUCCAUAUUGA